AUGGCCAGCGUCGUAUCAUCAUCCCCAUCUCGCUCUUCAACUUCUUCACCCACGGGUUCACGACCAUCCACACCAUCCUCUCAAUCAUCACCGUCCGAGUUUCUAGCUAACGACCUCUCAUCUCCUUUAGCUUACGGGGGAUGGACACUAUUCUCCAAGAUUCAGCAGCCUGUAUCCCCCUCAGCCUUGUUCGACACAGAGAAAAUCCCUUCAUCUCUCGACAACCUUUCCGGUCUUGACAUCUAUGUGCACGGCUCUGAGGAUCGGGGGAUGCUUUUGGAGGACAUAAUGCAAGAAGAUGCCUAUGAGAAUGGGCCUUCUGCGACGAACGUCUACCACGUUCAGCCCCAGCAACUGCUUGUAUCUGGAUUCGAGCCUCAUCUACCUCAUCAUAAUCCUGCGUUCCCUCCGUCACUCACAUCAUUAACAUCCUCUCCGCCUUCCCUCACUGUCCGUCUCCCCUCCGAUGAGUCCCAGCCUUCCAAUGAAAUCAGUGAGAAAAUCUCAAAUAACGCGAGCAAGCGCUCAGCCAGCUCAGUCUCCACCUCCGAAUCAUUGGGCAUAACGACACAUUCUUCAAAUACAGGGUCUUCCGAUGGGGCGAGUCUCAAAAGUCUCCUUGUCACUGUCCCCAAUGCAACGUGUCCAAACGCACCUGUCAUAACUCCUCCACAAAACAACAUUUCCAACCUACCGAUCCUCAUCCACAACGUCCCUCACGUUGGCGCCAAGUCUCGUGUCGAAACUCAAAUAAAAAUGACACUCGAUCUAGCGUUACCUUCCCAGCCAGCCUAUACGUCCUAUGAGAGAGUGGGGAGCUGGAAGUGGAUCAAGCUUCCAAAGGGAACUUCUACGCGACGACGACCUCGUAAAGAGGCGAAGCCUGAUGCUCGUCCUGAGGACGCACUUUCCUUGUCUGUGGCUGUUACUUGCGCGUCGGACCCUUCAAUGUCCGUCCUGGCCUGUACAAAUUGUCUGACGCGUGAAGCUAAACGUACCGAGCGCAAGAAAGCCGCCAGGGUGCGUCCUGUUCGCCGGGAUUCUUCCGAUUCAGAGGAUGGCGAGGAUGGCAAUGGCGGUGGGAAGGAUGGCGUCAGGGGGAACAUUGUCGUGUUCAAUUGCCCUGAUCUGAACGAUUUCUCAGAAGGGCGAGUGGUGUUACCUGUGAGAGUGACCUGCUAUUGUAGGCAUCAUCGCGAGAAACUGGGAUUUAGGAUUGCCUUCACAAUGACCGAUUGGCAGGGUCGUGUUAUUGGUCGUGGAAGUACGCCACCCAUUAUGAUUACCGACGAUCAUAAGAGUGUUGUGAAGGCUGCGCCUGCUUCCGCAGCUGCGGUUCCCCCGCUAGCCUCCUCUGCCAAAGAAGAGCAGGAUGAAAGUUCGACAGCAAGACGGAAGAAACGAGCGAGGGAUGAUGGGAUGGAUGACGUUCGUGUCAAACGGCGAGCCAAGGAGUCGUCUCCCAGUCUCAUGAGUGUCAGCAACUCUGUGACUGGAUCUCCACUAUUACAUCAAGCUCUGGCAAGUGGAGCAGCGCACAAUGGCGAGUCAUGGUGUCCACCUGUGUCGAUGAAAGGGCGAUCGUCUCAAUCCCCUUCUGCAUUCACCACCGCUCCGUCGUCGCCUCAAAUGAUGACUUUACCAUCACCGUCCGCAUCCAGCGCAGGAGUUUACUUGCAUUACCCUGUUACAUCUCAAGUGACCCAACCUGAACAAAAUCAGACGCCGACUCAGACGCAGCAGAUGCCCACUCCAGCGAGCACGACGCUCGAUACCGAUGCCUUCAUCCAGAACCCAGAGAACAUUGAUGGAUUUGCAGCCACUCUCGCCGCAGCUGCAGCUAGUGCCGAGUCUCAUCGUAGCUCGUCUACGAAGCCUUUCGCCUCGUCGUCUCUUGAAAUGACCAUGUCCACUUUGUUCAACACCGCCUAUCCCUCUCCUCCAUCCUCACUUGUUUCACUGCCACCGCAGAUUCAUCGCCUCAUCCCGUCUAGUGGACCCACCCAUGGUGGGAUUGAAAUUACCGUUCUUGGCUCUAAUUUCCUGCCAACACAUCAGUGCGUAUUCGGAGAUACAGUGGCGACUUCAACACAGAUGUGGAGUGAGAAUACUCUGGUGUGCUUGUUGCCUCCGAGUGCAGCUCCGGGACCGGUGGUUGUGAGCUUUGAGGGCAUACCGUUGAACGUGGGAGGCGGUGGAGGCUCUGGCGAGGGUGGUAAUCUGCCGUUAUUCAACUAUUUGGACAAUUCUGAUCGAGCAUUGAUGGAGUUAGCCCUUCAAGUUGUCGGUCUUAAGAUGACGGGCCGAAUCGAAGAAGCCAAGAACGUCGCCAUGCGCAUCGUCGGCAACAGUUCGCCCACUGGAGGCGAUGACGUGCUUUCUACAGGAGCGUUAUCCCCUGGCCACAGUCUCACAACUAGUGCCAGCACCGUUGCACGUUCCGUUCACCACUUGCACUCGUCGGUCACGGAGCACAGCGCCCUCCUUGCGCAUUCAUCCAGCCGGGAUUUCCAAUCCGUAAUCAUCGAGUUUCUUGGUUUAUUGGAUAUCCAAGUGCCUGCUGCGUCAGCUGUUAGCGCCCGAGAGGCUAUUUCACAUUCUAGUCCUUCGGGCCAGACCAUGCUCCAUCUUAGUGCACUGCUUGGUUUUCACCGUCUCCUUAAGCAUCUCAUUCAGCGAGGUAUCGAUGUUGACGCUCGAGAUGCUAACGGUUAUACGGCUUUGCAUUUCGCCGCCCUGUCUGGUCGACUGGCAUGCGCUAGGUUCCUGGUGGAAGGUGGCGCCGAUGUAGAAAUUGUCGAGGCUCGCGGCCGGACUGCGCGCGAAAUUGCACGGUGGAGGGAUCAGAUUGAUGUUGAACUUCUCUUGCAAGACGCUGAGCAGCGUGCGAUGGUUGCCCAAGCUGCUGCACUCGCUGACCAGGGUGCGGAAGGAGGCGAGAGUGAACUUGAAGACGCAGAGGCACAUACCGAGGAAGACUUUGCUGAUGAGGAAUAUGUUGACUCUGAAGAUGCUUCAUGGGACGGAAAUGAAGAGCUUACUUCACCCACAACCACUAUUAAGCCCUUCCGUCGGGAUACUGGUGAUGUCGAGGGACUCGAUUUAUCUGAUGUCCCUUCUUUGAACGACAACCGCCCUUUGCAUCUAUUCUCGGCGGAUAUGAAGCAGUCCUUUGACGUCCCACCAACUACGUCAUAUCCCGACGAGAAGAAACAUCCUCUCCCCUCUGAAAAGUCCCCUCAAUCUCUUUUCCACCGCACACUCUCCCACCUUCAUCCCCCACCACUUCCCACCCUUCCCAACAUGCCUGGUUUACCCAUGCCACAAUGGGCUGUCCUUCCGAAUCAGCUCCAGUUCCCACACCUCGACCUCGGCCUACAUAUGCCCGAAAUACCCAUGGUGUUCCCCGUUCAUAUCCCGACCCCUUCAUGGCCCGCGGCAUUCCAAUGGCAAGGCUCUGGAGGCGAGAAGUUAGCGGAACGAAACCAACAGCAGCAGCAGCAGCAGCAAGGUCAGCAGAACUCUUGGGGGGGAUACGAUUUCGCGUCGCCAUGGUUUGGGCUGCAUCCUAAUCGAUGGCCGACAUUUUCCACACAUGCACCUGCAGCUGCCGAGAAGUCAAAUGAGCACCUACCGAAAUAUACUCCGAAGCCAGACCAUCCUACCGUCGGCGCUCCACCCACGCCUGAUGAUCCGUCUAGCCCUAGUUCAACGACCGUAACGGAAGGCGAGAGUGCCGGUACCGCCAGUGGUACAUCGACGCCACGACCCUCCAAUGCAAUCAGGGGUAAGCUAGCUAGAAGAUUAGGCUAUGGGGCACCUCGUACCACGGAGCGUGGAAGUCGGACUCAUAAUAAACAGACAGAGAAAUCAAAGCUGGACACCAUGUUGGUCCUCUUCUGGAUACCUAUCCUCUUGAUCGUGAUUGCCUACGGGUUAUACCAAGGCGUCCCCGCUUUAAUGGCUUCGGUCGAAGACUUGGCAAAAACUUUAAGAUUCUAUGCCUGCCUGUGUCUUAUCCCGCUUGUACAACCUAAGGAUGACUUCUUAGCCCAAUAUUUCAAGUUCCAAAGUUCCACGUAA
Cantharellus anzutake is the source of this 4083-nucleotide messenger RNA. RefSeq lists its product as uncharacterized. Gene Ontology annotation, biological process: regulation of transcription by RNA polymerase II. Gene Ontology annotation, molecular function: protein binding; double-stranded DNA binding; transcription coregulator activity. Bases 1 to 4083 code for a protein of 1360 amino acids. Gene Ontology annotation, cellular component: nucleus. The record is from RefSeq and is a predicted model, not a curated record. NCBI's taxonomy places the organism in Eukaryota, Fungi, Basidiomycota, Agaricomycetes, Cantharellales, Hydnaceae. The transcript is spliced from 9 exons.